UUCGGCGUCCCUUACACCCGGCGGCUGGGCGGCGGAGCGGAGCACACGAUGGGCCAUCGCCAGCGACCCGAGAAGCGGCGCCGCCUAUCGAGGCCCCGGCCCUUUCUUGGCUUCUCCUCUUUCGCCCGCUCUCUCCUCUUCUCCCACUCCGCCCCCUCUCCCGACCCCUCGGCCUCUUCCAAACCCGAAGAUGGAAUCGUCGAGCUGAAACCGCCCAGCGAGAUAGAACGGGUUGAGUCCGAGCAAGAGGACGACGAGGAAGCAGAACUUGAUAUGAUGCAAGCCGAUUUCGGUUUCUUCGACCCUAAGCCCGGGGAUUUCAAUGGAGCGAAGCUCCUUCUCCGGAAUUACCUCGACGAUAAACAGUGGGAUCUCAGUGGCUUUGUAGAUUUGAUCUUGGAGCAGACGACGGUCGGAACUGUCGUUAAAUUGGACGAACAUGACGAAGCGAGAGACGGGAACGGGGAUGGUGAUGACGACGCUGGCCCUUUUGCUCUAAUCAGUGCUCUUAAUUUGGGGAGAUAUGAGGGCCAUAAAUGCAUGAAAGAGUUCAAAGAGUAUCUACUGCAGGUAUGCCCUGAUGAGGGCUUAAGGAAGAGGCUGAAACCAUUUUUGGAAGAAAAAGUGAGUGACGUGGGACUUUUGGUUUCUCAGCGCUUCGUAAACUGCCCCUACCAAUUAGUGCCUCCAUUAUAUGGUGCAUUAUUUGAUGAGGUCUCAUGGGCAACAGAGGACGAGCCCACAAAGGAGCUUCAGGAUUUCUUCCGCUUCAAGUAUUAUUUACUGGUUACCAGAAUCUUUGAGGAUAAAAAUGCCAAUCAACGGAAGGCAAAAGUUAACUGUGAUUCCAGUGACCCCAUAAUUUAUAUCAAACCGGAAGAUGAGAUUUUUCAAGAGUUGAGCUUACUCUCUUUUACUUUUCGUUUGCAUGCUGAGCAGUUGGCUCCACGAGAGCUGAAGAAUUACAGGGAGAAGGGGCUGGUCAUGGUUGUAAUAGCCGAUGAAGUUCCUAAGUUUCGGGAGAAAUUGAAGUCUUUAUUUACUGAAUCUUAAUGCUUGUGAGGUUUGACUAUAUGCUGAUUGCAAAUAUCAUCAACCAAGUGUUGGCAUGACACACUGUUCCAUUUGAUGCUAAACAUCAGCCGCAACUGCUUCAUUGGUUGAUACAUCAAGUUUUGUUCCAUUUUUUUGGUUCCAAGCAGAGGAGCCGCAUGUGCAUUACUUUUGGGUACCUUAGGAAGCUUAUUGUGUUUUUCUUGAUUAAGCUCAGAGUUGUGAAAGCAAACAUUCGAUCUGUGUGAUCACGUUGUAUUUGUGACAGGAAAACAUGAAGCUUUCAUGGAGACGGGAGCAACAUGAUGCAGCUGUCGCAACAAGGCAUAAUCAAGUGCUAAUUGUCAUGGUAA
Molecule: messenger RNA, 1406 nt
Organism: Musa acuminata subsp. malaccensis (wild Malaysian banana)
Lineage: Eukaryota; Viridiplantae; Streptophyta; Magnoliopsida; Zingiberales; Musaceae
Product: protein BCCIP homolog
Cellular component (GO): nucleus
Source: RefSeq, a predicted model, not a curated record